Molecule: messenger RNA, 615 nt
Organism: Gastrolobium bilobum
Lineage: Eukaryota; Viridiplantae; Streptophyta; Magnoliopsida; Fabales; Fabaceae
Exons: 1
Coding region: 1-615 (204 amino acids)
Source: RefSeq, a predicted model, not a curated record
AUGGAGAAAAACGGUGAAAACUCAAUCGUUAUAAGCGUUGAUCCAAAACCAACCACUGAUCAUGAAACAGUUAAAAUCCCACGAAAUCGCUCCCUUGAGAAGAGGAAUGGAUCCAAGAACAUUUUCAAGAUGGCGCUUGUCAUGAUGCGAGGUCGUAACCGGAAAUCAAAAGUGCUCCCUGAAAAUGAUGAUGAUGAUGAUGAGUCUAGAAGCGUCUGGAAGAAGCUUGUGGGGUCCAUGCGACCGUUGCAUCUACAAUCUGGAAGUCCUCGACACAAUGGCGGCCAGACACCAAAAAAGAUGAACACAACUGCACCGUCUGAAAGCGGUGACGAUGGAUUUGACUCUGCAUCUGAGUAUGCGUAUUCUCCAUCUGCUACCAGUAGCCGUUACGCUUCUGCCGUUGGGCUAAACGAAAUGGUGCAGGAUGAGGAGAACCAGAAGGAUGAGGAGAUUAUUGUGAAGGAGGAUAACGGUAAUGGUGAUGGUGAUGACAUGAUUGAUGCAAAGGCUGAUGAGUUCAUUGCUCAGUUUUAUCAACAAAUGAGGUUGCAGCGAAUGGAUACCAUGGAUCGUCGUUACAGAGAGAUAAGUCUGAGAUCCUUAGGCUUAUGA